Cryphonectria parasitica EP155 is the source of this 596-nucleotide messenger RNA. RefSeq lists its product as uncharacterized. The transcript has a single exon. The record is from RefSeq and is a predicted model, not a curated record. NCBI's taxonomy places the organism in Eukaryota, Fungi, Ascomycota, Sordariomycetes, Diaporthales, Cryphonectriaceae. The annotation marks the transcript as partial.
CCCGACUCCGAGGUUUCUUCCAAUGCCUCUUCGGAGGACAUGGAUGAUUCGGAGAAGGUGUAUGACAAAGAAGCGGUCAAUGGAGCAGAAGCAACGCACGAGAGAGGAGCUCCCAACCCUGCAAAGCAGGAGAGCAAGACUUCGGAUAUGACGACUACAGCAGUGAAAGAGAACUGGGCGACUAUUGAGGCUCUCUUCACCGGAAAGAAAUUCCCGCCACCCCAGUCAGACCCGAUGCGAACACUCCUAUCUCUUCCCCGCGUCCGAGAGCUUGAAUUCCCCACAAGUCAGAUGUUCUCCGUGGCCUGGCCCAAGGACGUGUCUCUCCUUAUCGUACAGCUUGUUGGUGAGGAAUCGCCGGAACCAUGCAACAGAUGUGCCAAGGGUUCAGGUAUUUUCAAAGGCUGCGUCAUGGUGAGCGAUAAUGUAGCCCAAGCUACCCAACAGGGCAGUUGUACUUGCGUCAAUUGUGCAUGGAAGAGCUGUAACCUUGGCGUGUGUGACCUCCGGCUGAAGCUGCGCGAGCGCGAGCGCGAGCGCGAGCAAGCGGCAGACGAGCAGACUUCCUCGCCGCUUUCAGACUCGCAACCUUCUAU